Messenger RNA from Sander lucioperca (pikeperch), 1084 nucleotides. RefSeq names its product protein ALP1-like. The transcript has 2 exons. The record is from RefSeq and is a predicted model, not a curated record. NCBI's taxonomy places the organism in Eukaryota, Metazoa, Chordata, Actinopteri, Perciformes, Percidae. Bases 206 to 889 code for a protein of 227 amino acids.
GCCACGGGUGACUCCUACAAGACCAUUGCCAGUAGUUACCGGGUGGGCAUCUCCACUGUGGCAGGCAUUGUGCCAGAGGUGUGUGGAGCCAUUUGGGAUAGCCUGGUGGAGGAAUUCAUGCCUGUUCCAACGGCUGCCCAUUGGAAGGAGAUCGCCCAGAGCUUCUGGGAGAUGUGGCAGUUCCCCAACUGUGUGGGGGCAAUAGAUGGGAAGCAUGUGCUCAUCCAGGCACCACCUCAUUUCCGGCUCCCAGUAUUUCAAUUAUAAGGGAACCUUCUCCAUAGUGCUGCUGGUGGUCGUGGAUGCAAGAUACCUUUUCAGGGUGGUGGAUGUUGGAGCCUUCGGGCGAAGCAGUGAUGGAGGCACCCUUGCAGCUUCUGCAUUUGGAGCAGCCUUGCGAGGAGACAAGCUGGGUCUUCCGGAGGAUGCCCUCAUCCCUGGCGCUGAAUACCUGGGGCCCAUGCCUCAUGUGUUUGUGGGGGAUGAGGCUUUCCCCUUGAGGAGGAAUUUGCUGAGGCCCUAUCCUGGAAGGGACCUCACCCAGCCAAGGAGGACCUUCAACAGCCGCCUGUCACGUGCUAGGAGAGUGGUUGAGAAUGCCUUUGGCAUCCUUGCUGCACAGUGGAGGAUCUACCACCGUGUCAUUGGAGUGAGCCCUGAAAAUGCAGAUGCCAUUGUGAAGGCAACAGUGGCUCUGCACAAUUUUCUGCGGUGGAACUCCCCAGUUGCAGCUCCCUGCCCAUCAGAGGCCAUCCCCAUCCCUGCUCUACAGAAUGUAGGGAGAGUUGCCACCAACAACGCCACCCAAGAGGCCAUAGCCACAUGGGAGGUUUUCAACACCUACUUCUCCUCUCCUGCUGCGGCAAUACCUCGGACCACAGUGGCCUGACGUCUUUGCAACCCACACCUGCUGCUUCACUUCUACGGAAGAACACAAAGGCUCUUUUAAGAGCCACUCUCUUAUCCUUUAAAAAGCUGUUUCCAAAGUGUCCAUAUUAAAUGACACGAUGAGCUGAUAUAAUAACAAGGACACAUUACUUCAAUCACAUCUCACUCACUCAUCCACCCCCAGAAUAUACACACA